CACGCAGCCACCCUCUGCCAGCCGGGAUCCGGUCCCGGAGAGCCCCGGCCCGGCCAGCCCGAGCUGCGGCCGGGGCCCAUUGUCCCGCGGUCUGUCUGUCCGGAGGCGGGGCCCAGGGACGCGGAGCGCCGAGGCAGCGGAUUCACAUCACUCGGAUUCGGGCGAGUUUACUUUGCUCCGUGGGAACCACACCAGAGCUGGAGGUCUGAAAAGAAGUGUGUUUGGUAUGCAGAUAUGAUAGAAGACUGCCUGAAAGCUGCUUCCUUUGCCACUUCCUGUGGAGGCCUGUCUUUGCCAUUUGCGGUUUCUUUCUUCUUUUGGUAAGGGGAGGCAGGAUCUGAUUACAGGUCUGAGGGCCUUUCUAGCUACAUAGAGGAGUUAGUUGGAUUAGCAGGUUAGCAGACUACAAGGAGAUAGUGACAUUUCUGGUGGUGAAACUGGGAAAGACCAGAGCUUUUAUAUCAGGGAAACAUGUCCCGUAGGAAACAGACAAAUCCAAAUAAAGUUCACUGGGAUCAAGUAUUUGCUGGGCUAGAAGAACAAGCCCGACAAGCUAUGAUGAAAACAGAUUUUCCUGGAGACCUUGGCAGUCAGCGACAAGCUAUCCAACAACUAAGAGAUCAGGACUCCAGUAGCAGUGACAGUGAAGGUGACGAAGAGGAGACCACACAAGAUGAAGUGUCUUCCCACACAUCAGAGGAAGAUGGUGGGGUAGUCAAAGUGGAAAAAGAAUUAGAGAACCCAGGACAGCCUGUUGGUAGUGGGAAUGAAGUAGUGGAGCAUGAGGCAAGUGGCAAGCAGUCCUCAUCACAACCGGUCACAGAAAGCCUAAAUUCUGACCCCUUGCUUGAACUCUGCCAGUGUCCCCUCUGCCAGCUUGACUGUGGGAGUCGGGAGCAGCUGAUUGCACACGUGUAUCAGCAUACUGCAGCAGUGGUGAGUGCCAAGAGUUACAUGUGCCCUGUCUGUGGACGGGCCCUUAGCUCCCCAGGGUCCUUGGGUCGCCACCUUCUUAUCCAUUCAGAAGACCAGCGGUCUAACUGUGCGGUGUGUGGAGCCCGUUUUACUAGCCAUGCCACUUUUAACAGUGAGAAACUUCCUGAAGUACUUAAUAUGGAAUCCCUACCCCAAGUCCACAGUGAGGGACCCUCCAGUGCUGAAGGGAAGGACAUUGCCUGCAGUCCUCCAGUAUACCCUGCUGGAAUUCUGCUUGUGUGCAACAACUGUGCUGCUUACCGCAAGCUACUGGAAACACAGACCCCCAAUGUACGCAAGUGGGCCCUCCGUCGACAGAAUGAACCUUUGGAAGUACGGCUACAACGACUUGAACGAGAACGCACAGCCAAGAAGAGUCGGCGGGACAAUGAGACCCCAGAGGAGCGGGAGGUAAGACGCAUGAGGGACCGUGAAGCCAAGCGCCUGCAACGCAUGCAGGAGACAGAUGAGCAGCGAGCUCGCCGACUACAGCGAGACCGUGAGGCCAUGAGGCUGAAACGGGCCAAUGAAACCCCAGAGAAGCGGCAGGCCCGACUCAUCCGAGAGCGAGAGGCUAAGAGGCUCAAGAGGAGACUGGAGAAAAUGGACAUGAUGUUGCGAGCUCAGUUUGGUCAGGACCCUUCUGCCAUGGCAGCAUUAGCAGCUGAAAUGAACUUUUUCCAGUUGCCUGUGAGUGGGGUAGAGUUGGACAGCCAGCUUCUGGGGAAAAUGGCCUUUGAAGAACAGAACAACAGCUCUCUGCACUGAACCACAACCUCUUGCCUGACCUCCCAUCCACUCCAGCCCACAGGGAUCAGUGCUGCUGUCACCCAGGAGGCCACAGUCCUUGCUGCCACAGGCAGGCCCGGGUUGGUUGCAGGGAAACCUGUGCACUCUCUGCCUGUGGGACCAUGAUGGGGUCAGGAUGGACCCAGCUCAAGGCAGCUCUGGACAAGGGAGCAGGCACUCCAGAAACCUGGACUCCUUAGCCCAUUGUGGCAGGCCAGGGUUAUGGGACUGUAGGACCCCAGUACAGUCCAUGAAGCUGUGAGGGCAAAUAAAUUAAUUUUAUCUUUACUGGC
Phodopus roborovskii (desert hamster) is the source of this 2057-nucleotide messenger RNA. RefSeq names its product zinc finger protein 821 (gene Znf821). The record is from RefSeq and is a predicted model, not a curated record. Gene Ontology annotation, biological process: regulation of transcription by RNA polymerase II. The coding region runs from base 472 to 1743 and encodes 423 amino acids. The transcript has 9 exons. NCBI's taxonomy places the organism in Eukaryota, Metazoa, Chordata, Mammalia, Rodentia, Cricetidae. Gene Ontology annotation, molecular function: DNA-binding transcription factor activity; RNA polymerase II cis-regulatory region sequence-specific DNA binding.